Messenger RNA from Pisolithus orientalis, 1293 nucleotides. RefSeq lists its product as uncharacterized. Lineage: Eukaryota; Fungi; Basidiomycota; Agaricomycetes; Boletales; Pisolithaceae. Bases 1 to 1293 code for a protein of 430 amino acids. The transcript is spliced from 4 exons. The record is from RefSeq and is a predicted model, not a curated record.
AUGCUCAGGCAAACAGGUGCUGGAUGGACUUAUGAUGAUCUUGCGAGCAACACAAGCACAAAAAAUAUUAUAGAUGGUAUUCAGAAGGAAUUCCUGUGGUGGGGAGACCUGCAUGGCUGGUGGCACACAAACCCUGCAUACAACAGCAUGUGGAGUGGUGCUGAUAGUGGCCAAAAUUUUGCCACUCAUGCAGUCAGACUCUUCAAAUUGCAGUUGAACCCUCAUGCCAUUUCAGAUGGCCUUCCUGUACCUGGCUCUCCAGUACCAUUGGAAUUGGAAGAGGGUGAAAUAGGGGAGAGUUCUAACUUAAUCUUUGCAGACAAUUCUCUGGAAAUGACUGUAGACUAUGUUGGCAAGCCUCCCAUCCCAUUGCCUUCCUUUGCCAUUUCACAUUCAUCAUUGUUCCCCUCAUUUGAUCAACAGUUGUCACCUGCUGUCCUGUCUCCUCCCCCAAUCCUUUCUGAUUCAUCAUCACAUGCCACCCCCCCAUUCAGAUCUGAAUGGCCAUUGCUUGCUAUCCCUUCACCCUCCCUAUUCAGAAACCAACUCAGCAUUCCAUCUGUCCCCCCUUUUGUCUCUGACAGGGGGGAUCUUUCAUCAUUUGCUCUCCCAUCACCCCUGCUGUUUGGAAUUAAACAUCCAUUGCUUGGCAUUCCAUCUCCCCCCCCUCUCAUUGUUGACAAGGGGGAUCCCAUCAGUCUGAAUGAUGACCCCACCCCCUUUGUAUCCUGCCACCCAAAAAUUCAGCCAAUGCACCCAUCUCUUGAGCACAACUCCCCUCUUCUGAAACCCAGGUUGGCUUCCACUCCAAACACAGAUGAGUCAUCUGACUCAGACAUGUCAUCAUCAAAUCUUUUUUUGGGGCUUCGUAUGUCUUCAUCCUCCACUGUGCUGUCUGAUGAUAGCAACUGCAAGCCAUCAUCAUCCAAGCUGUCCUGUAAGCAUGGGAAUGAGGCCCCUGCUGACCAGCUCUCAGUGCAGCAAGAUCAGUUGGAGCACAAGUGCUCCCAAAUGGACUUCAACUACUGGAAGGUGAAGGAGAGGAAGUCUGCUCAUGACUACCAGCUCACAAAAUGGUCUACUGAUGUGGAGGAUCAUGAGCACCAGUUGCAAAUGCAAUGCAAGCUGCAUGCACAUGAGCAAGCAAUGGUGGCUCAGGAGGUUGAGAAGAUGAAGCUUGCAGUUCAGCUGGAGCAGCUGUGUGUUCAGAAUCUCACAUUGCAGAAAGGCAUUGCAGGUGGUGAGGACCAAGGUACUUCAUCUGAUAGUCAGAAUAUUCACCUCACCUUCUGA